Molecule: messenger RNA, 627 nt
Organism: Mesoplodon densirostris (Blainville's beaked whale)
Lineage: Eukaryota; Metazoa; Chordata; Mammalia; Artiodactyla; Ziphiidae
Gene: RAB25
Product: RAB25, member RAS oncogene family
Exons: 5
Coding region: 1-627 (208 amino acids)
Biological process (GO): exocytosis
Cellular component (GO): recycling endosome
Molecular function (GO): GTPase activity; GTP binding
Source: RefSeq, a predicted model, not a curated record
AUGGGGAACAGAAACGAGGAAGAUUAUAACUUUGUCUUCAAGGUGGUGCUGAUCGGCGAGUCAGGCGUGGGGAAGACCAAUCUGCUAUCCCGAUUCACUCGCAAUGAGUUCAGCCACGACAGCCGUACCACCAUCGGGGUUGAGUUCUCCACCCGCACUGUCAUGCUGGGCACCGCUGCCGUCAAGGCUCAGAUCUGGGACACGGCUGGCCUGGAGCGGUACCGAGCCAUCACCUCGGCGUACUAUCGUGGUGCGGUGGGGGCCCUACUGGUGUUUGACCUAACCAAGCACCAGACCUAUGCCGUGGUGGAGCGCUGGCUGAAGGAGCUCUACGACCACGCCGAGGCCACGAUCGUCGUCAUGCUCGUUGGUAACAAGAGUGACCUCAGCCAGGCCCGAGAGGUGCCUACUGACGAGGCCCGCAUGUUCGCUGAAAACAAUGGGCUGCUAUUCUUGGAGACCUCGGCCCUGGAUUCCACCAACGUUGAGCUGGCCUUUGAGACUGUCCUCAAAGAGAUCUUCGCCAAGGUGUCCAAGCAGAGGCAGAACAGCACCCGGACCAAUGCCCUCACCCUGGGCAGUGAGCCGGGCCCUGGUGAGAAGAGGGCCUGUUGCAUCAGCCUCUGA